Molecule: messenger RNA, 1785 nt
Organism: Eupeodes corollae
Lineage: Eukaryota; Metazoa; Arthropoda; Insecta; Diptera; Syrphidae
Exons: 5
Coding region: 1-1785 (594 amino acids)
Source: RefSeq, a predicted model, not a curated record
AUGUCUCAUAGUCAAAUUAUGGGUAAAUUGGAAGAGUUCGAGCCUGGUGAGGAUUUUGAAACGUACAAAGAACGUCUUCAAAUUUAUUUUCAAAUUAAUGGAAUUGAUGAUUCUAAAAAAGCUUUGAUUUUGUUAAGUUUGAUCGGUAAAAAUACUUAUAAAAUACUCAAAUCACUCGUCCAACCCAAAAGUCCAUCGGAGUGCAACUACAAUGAUUUAAUUAAAGCAUUACAAAAAUAUUUUUCACCGCGAUUAAAUAUUCGUGCUGAGCGCUAUAAGUUCAAAAAAAUCAUCCAAGAAGAAGGGCAAAGUAUCCAGGAGUUUAUUAUCCGUCUGAAAGAAGUCGCACAAACAUGUGAUUUUGGUGAUUUUGCUAAAGAAAUUAAUACCAAUACCACAAAGUGCUUCGAAAAAAUGCAGGAACAUAAGCCACUUCAAUUCAAGUCGUUUGCCUUGGAUGAUGCACUUACGGAUCAAUUUAUAGCAGGUGUAAGAAACGAAGAGAUUCAACGCGCCUUGUUAAAUGACUCUUCACUAAAUUUUGAAAAAUGCUGUAAUGUCGCCUUAACAAUGGAAAUGUCCACAAAAGAGUCCAAGUCAAUACAUCCAGUAGUCUCAACACAGUUUGCUAUCAAAACGUCAUCAUCAAGUCCACAGAUUAAAAAUAGUUCUGAAAGUCAUAAGUCAAAGCAUAGUUCUAUCAGUGGUCAAAAACUUGAUGUUCAAGGUAAAAUCAGUGUUCGCGUGGAGUUUCAAGGACAAACUUAUAAUCUGGAAUUAAUAGUUGUUGAAAGUUCAAAUUAUUUCCUUCCAUUAAUGGGUCGAACGUGGCUACAAGUUUUAACACCACAUUGGAGAGAAAAGGAGAGGCCACAUUGCUUCGGUCUGCAUUCCCACAGAGCUGCCAAUACUUUAGAGAUUGAUGUCAAUGAUGAAGCUGAUGAAGAAGACAUGCAUGAUGAUAUGUACGAAAUAAAUAUGCUGGGUCUGGUGGAGAAGCAGGAAGAGGUGCAUGCGGUGAGGCUACACAAAAAAACAGAUGACACAUUUGGUAGGGGCAGUAUUCCAAACAUUAAAGGCGUUAUUAAACUUAGGGAAGGAGCUACUCCAGUUUAUAUGAAACCCUGGACUAUUCCAUACGCUAUUCGAUCGUUGGUUGUGAAUGAGAUAGAAAGAUUAGAACGAAUCGGAGUUUUUGAGAGGGUUGCACAUUCUGAAUGGGGAACCCCAAUUGUACCCGUUAUUAAGGCUGAUAAGUCAGUUCGCUUGUGUGCCGACUACAAGGUGACACUAAAUAAUUGUGUUGUUAACGAUGGACAUCCGAUUCCUAAUAUUGAUGAGCUAUACCAACAGCUUAAAUACGGCGAAUAUUAUUGCGUUUUCGAAAUCUAUCAGGCAUACCUUCAUCUGAACUUGUCUGAUGAAAGUUCGAUGUAUCAGAUUGUUAGCACUUUAGAAGGACUUUAUAGGGUACGAAAGAAUCCCUUAGCGAAAAUCGGAGAUAAAAGCUUUGAAGUACAUCAAAUUUGGGACGAAACUUUACCCAUUACAAAUGAAGAAGUCGCCAGAGAAAUUAAGUGUGACAAGGAACUUUCUUCACUUUGGCUCUUGUUACAAACGGGUGCCAGCUUGAAAGAUACACCAUACAAUAAUAUGGAAAGCGAGCUGAUGUUGAAUGAAAGAUGUAUUUAUCGUGGUAUACGAUUAAUAAUUCCACUCUCUCUACGAUCUCGGGUCCUAACUGAGCUACUUUCAGCACACAUAGGCAUAACAAAAAUUAAGUAA